Molecule: messenger RNA, 1962 nt
Organism: Dichotomopilus funicola
Lineage: Eukaryota; Fungi; Ascomycota; Sordariomycetes; Sordariales; Chaetomiaceae
Exons: 3
Coding region: 1-1962 (653 amino acids)
Source: RefSeq, a predicted model, not a curated record
AUGUCCGGCGACCGCCCCCUUCCUCCGCCGCUAGAACCCGGAACCUUUCGAGCCGCCGACGGCACCAUCCGCCGCUUCCACGCCUCGCGACCUACCUCCCAUGACCGCCCGCCCGAUAGCGCAUCGGAGAGGUUGUACGCCGUAAUCCAGCAGUUCCACCACGACUUCGACCGCCUCAGCGAGCACCUGUUCGCCCAUUCGCCCCCCACAGCACCCGCGUACCAGCCCACGGGCAAUAUGGCCUCGGGGUCCAACCGGGAUUUACGACCAAGAUUCAACCGUGAUCCCCAACCCCCCGGUACCUCUGCUGUUUCGUCUACCGCUGCCGCUGCGGCCUCGCCCUCGCUCCCGUCUCUCCGAUCGGCCGACCCGAGAGCGCGCAACCCGCCCUCCUCUGUCUUUGCCGGAUCGGGACCUCGCUCCAGCCGAUAUCGCCCACCCGGCCGCUCUGCCGAUAGAUUCCGCGUGCAGUUCGGGGCUACGCUAGACGACAUCAACCGAAAUAUUCACGAUACCGACGCCCAACUACGCGCUCUCAUGGAGUAUACCAACCCCCCCACCGCCCGGCCGCUCCCGGAGUCGGCCGUCUCUCCGCCCCUGGACGAUCGCGGAUUCGAGCAGAACCCGCGUAUGAAGCGUCGCAAGCUAGAUACGGGCCGGGCCGCGCAGAGUUACAAGGGGUUUCGGUAUGGCAGGUUUGGUCAGCUCGAACCUGGCGAGCUGAAGAUGGAGAUUGUGAGCUGCGAUGGCGGGGUGUAUUCUGACGAGCACUCCUUGGCCUACCCGCCCGAGAAUAUCUUAAAGAAUGACAAGUCCGUCUACUGUACCAAGAGCAACCGCUGCAAUAUUGUUCUGAAGCACCAGGGCGGGACCGUCUUCAGUCUUCAGGAGCUGGUGAUCAAGGCCCCUGGCUCGAAAUUCUCAUGCCCUGUCCGUGAAGGCAUGGUUUUCGCGUCCAUGGAGCAAGAUGACCUUUUUACUCGCACAGCACAAUAUCAAAUCCAAUACCAGCCCCGAAACCAUCGCCGCGGUGCUGUUUAUGUCCCCGGCCAGGGAGAUAGCCAAACCCGGACCGGCUCACAACCACUGCGGGCGUAUAGUUACAGCGUCCACGACGAUGAUGACGACAACGGUGACGAGGACGACGACGAGCACGAAGAAACCCGGUCCGCCCAGAUCCCCCCCGAGUUCACCACCUUCUCACAUCCUUUCCAUGUAACCACCGAGCAUAGCGAGGACGAGGAUGAUGACGCAGGCCGCCUACCCCACGCCCGACCGCCACCCCGGCGUACCCCAAACCGAAUCGGCACCCUGCCAUUUGAAAGCGAUAGCGACGACGAUGACAAUGACGACGACGACGAGGAGGAAGAGCAUAUCCAGAUCUUUGGCGGCCCCUACCGCCACUGGCCCCCUGUGAAUGCCCCGCUCACCCAAACAACCCGCGUUCGCCGACGGUAUCACCACCCACGGCCUCGGAACCCGAACCAAUCCAACGUCGACCUCCCUAGCUCAGGCCGCGCAACCGAAUCCAACAAUCCCACACCCAACUACAACCCCAACACCAGCGGUGCUACUGCUACCAGCGGCACCGGCCCCAUGACCCUCGACCAAGCCCGCGAAGCCUCCCAGCUGGCGACCCAAGAAGCCGUCCGUGCCGUAGGCGGCGAACUCAUGGCCCCCCUAGCCCAUUUUUUCAUCGAAAAGGAACACAACAAGUGGAUCGUGCGGUUUGAUACACCCGUGUCGGGCCGGUUUUUGUUGUUGAAGUUGUGGAGUCCCCAUCCUCAUCAGUCGGAUGGUACGGGGGGCCAGGGUGGUGGUGGGAUGGCGGGGGGAGGAGGGAGGGGGGGGUUCACGGAUUUGACGGGGACGGCGGGAGGGCAGAGGAAUAUUGAUAUUCAGGCUGUUGUUGCGAAGGGGUUUGCUGGGCCGCGGUUGAGUGCUGUUGAGGAGUUGGCUUGA